Microplitis demolitor is the source of this 436-nucleotide messenger RNA. RefSeq names its product general odorant-binding protein 56d-like (gene Obp9). NCBI's taxonomy places the organism in Eukaryota, Metazoa, Arthropoda, Insecta, Hymenoptera, Braconidae. The transcript is spliced from 5 exons. Bases 44 to 436 code for a protein of 130 amino acids. The record is from RefSeq and is a predicted model, not a curated record. Gene Ontology annotation, molecular function: odorant binding. Gene Ontology annotation, biological process: sensory perception of smell.
UUCUGUGUUAGUUAAUUAGUCGAUUUCCAUCACUUAGAUAAAUAUGAAGGCUGUAACAAGCACUUUUCUAAGUUUAUUAAGUCUUCUCUUAUUGAUGCAAGUGAAUGCUGACAUUAAAAGAGAUUGUCGUAAACAAACUGGCGUAUCUUGGGCUUCAUUGAAAAAAUUAAAAGCAGCGGAUUAUAGUCAGAAUGACCCGAAAUUAAAGUGCUACUUAAAAUGUUUCAUGCAAAAAAAUGGAAUCUUUGGAGAAGACGAUAUAGAUAUUGAAAAAGCACUGAGACAUUUACCCACGGGUAUUAAAGGGCCUUCAAAAACGACAUUAGAAUAUUGCAAAAAAAUACCUAGUGUAGAUGCAUGUGAUAAAGCAUUUCAACUCGCUAAAUGUUACUUCAAAGCCCAACCAGAGGUGCUCAAGAGCGUGUCAUUUGUAUAA